Molecule: messenger RNA, 1455 nt
Organism: Clonostachys rhizophaga
Lineage: Eukaryota; Fungi; Ascomycota; Sordariomycetes; Hypocreales; Bionectriaceae
Source: the annotation of a GenBank genome assembly
AUGGCGGCACAACUUGUUUUUGUACUCGCAGAUAACUCCGGCAACAUUCAACCUGCCGAACGACAGUUGAUUCGGCAUCAUUGCAUGCAGAAGAGGAACAAGCAGCUGGGCUCCCGUCGAUCUCGACGAGAAGAUGCGCUGGUAAAGGCAGGACAGUGGCUGAAAGCCGAAGCCGAAGCCCGGAACAAGCAUGUUCGUCGACAAAAAGCAACCCUGGCUUGUCUUCCGCCUAAGCAGGAGACGCGACAUCCGGCACAUGGGAUCGAUCCUUCACCAAUACCGGUGCCAUCCGAUUGGGCUCUCUUCACCUUUCCAAGGGAGCUUAAUGAAUUCAACCAAGGUCUACUGCAUCAAUACUUUGCCAUCAAUCCAAUUAGAGACCUGAUGUGCUCGUUUAAGCACUUUGGAAUUAAGAUCGACAUCGAUGCCGACCCAAUGUGGUGCUUCCGGUUGAUCGUAUCACAGGAAAUGUGCUUUCACGCAAUUCUGCUGCUGGCUUCAGCUUCAAACGACCUCGCAUCCCAGAAACCAUUGUCGAAGGCGUCAUACCGCCACCUGCAGCGGACUCUGCCGCUUCUAAACCAAAGACUUUCUGAUCCGAAUGCGUAUAGAGAUGAUAUGGUUCUCUACGUGAUUGGCAUUCUAGCUUCCAUGACCAUUUUCUUCAAAGAUUAUGAAUCUGCGCAAGUACAUGCUGCCGGCAUUUCAAAAAUAAUGAGACUUCGUAAGAAGUUUGCCGUGGAACCAAAACGAAAGUCCAUGAUAUUACUUUCAGUUGAUCGUUUAAACUUCUGUGGCUCUCUAGCUACCGAUCUAUGGACACCGGUGUAUAACGAAUUGAAUUGGAUCCAGCCAGCUGUGCCGGCCCAUAUUAUACGUCUCCACGCUUCGCAUAAUAUGCUCCCACUGGAUGACUACCUCGACUCGGAGUUGGCGAAUGUCUUCCGGAAUCUCCAGUACCUUAGCAUUCUCUUCAAUGAGCACUUCUGCAACAAGACACCCCUCGACGGGGCAGUUCUCUACGAAUAUCUGGAAUAUAUACAAUCCAGUCUUGUCAAUUUACUACCACGUCCGAGGGACAAUUUACGAAACUGUGUAUUCCAAGGGAUGAUGGCAUUCCUCGCAACAACCUUUCGACUGCCUGGAUCGUAUACACACCCCGGCUGCCAUAGUGCGGCAGCAAAGCUUCGAAGAUCUUAUGUUACGGCCAGGGCAUCAAUGGAGAGUUUGCCUAGAAUUGUGGAGAUCUGGUUGAUAUAUAUUUGUUUCAUGUCUACUGAAAACAUGGAUGAGGUAUUUGAUCAAAUCAUAAUUGGAACGAGAUGGGAAGUUUCAGAUCUACGACGUUCCUCAUGGGAGGAAACUCGCCUACUGCUGAAGCGAGUAAUGUGGAUAGAUGCCUUCCAUGAUAGGGUCGGAAGGAAGACUUUCGAAACAUUGACGACUCGGCCUUAA